AUGGCGGCGGUGUCAGAGCCGGCGGUGGCACAAAGUGAGGCCCCGGCGUCGGCCUCAACCCCGGGCCCAGGCCCUGCUCCCUCCCCUUCCCCAACCCCAGCUCCAGCCCCGACACCUUCUCCCGCUCCUUCACCGUCCCCCACCCCCUCUCCCACCCUGGUCCCCAAGCUGGAGCCGAGUGAAAGUCCGGCCGAAAACCACAAGCCGGGUCCGGCCGCGGGCCCAGCCCCGGCCCCGGCCCCGGCUCCGGCUCCGGCACCAGCCCCAGUCCCGGGCCCCGCUCCCGCUGCAGGCCCGGCUCCAGUCCCGGGCCCAACACCUGAGCUGCCCGACAAACAGACGCUGCUGGCUGUGCUGCAGUUCCUGAAGAAGAACCACUUCAAAGAGGCCGAGGAGAUCCUGAGGAAGGAGGCCAACCUGCAGGAGAGUCUGGACGAGUCGCUGCUGAGGACGGCCGGCCACAGGGGAUCGGACUCGGUUCAUCAGCCCGACGUCAGCUCGGUGCUUUCGGCCUACAGCAAUGAGGGCGACCCGAGCCUGUACGAGGAAUACUACACCGGCCUCAAGGGCUUCAUCGAGACGGCGCUGGAUGCCUUCAAAGCCGAGCUGUCCACUCUCCUGUACCCGGUCUUCGUGCAUCUUUACCUGGAGCUGGUUUACAAUGAGCAUGAGAGGGAAGCUCGGCAUUUCUUCCACAAGUAUCAUGGGGAUCAGGAAGGAUAUUACCAUGACGACCUGCGAGUACUCGCUGGCCUGUCGAAGAAGGAACACAUGCAGGGGAAUGAGACAGUGCUUGAUUUUCGGACAAGUAAGUUUGUGCUACGGAUUUCACGGGACUCAUACCAGUGCCUGAAACGUCACUUACAGGAGAGGCAUAAUAACCAGAUCUGGAACAUUGUGCAGGAGCAACUGUUCAUCGAUGUAUUUGAUGGGAUGCCGAGGAGUAAGCAACAGAUUGAGGUGACUUCUGGGGGAAUGGCCGGAGAAGCAAAGAGGGAGGCAAACAAAACCAAGGUGUUCUUUGGGUUGUUGAAGGAGCCAGAGAUUGAGCUUCCACUUGACGAUGAGGAUGAAGAAGGAGAGAACGAGGAGGGGAAACCAAAGAAGAAAAAGCCAAAGAAGGAUAGUCUGGGUGCAAAGAGCAAGAAGCAGGACCCCAAUGCCCCCCCUCAGAACAGAAUUCCACUUCCUGAACUAAAAGAUUCUGACAAACUGGACAAGAUAAUGAUAAUGAAGGAAGCCACAAAACGGGUGAAGCUGGGGCCGGAAUGCUUGCCCUCCAUAUGCUUUUACACUUUCCUGAAUGCUUACCAGGGACUCACUGCAGUUGACUUCACAGAUGAUUCUAGUCUGAUAGCAGGAGGUUUUGCUGAUUCCACUGUCAGAGUAUGGAGUGUCACGCCCAAGAAGUUACGCAGUGUCAAAGGGGCUACAGAUCUCAGUUUAAUUGACAAAGAGUCCGAUGAUGUGCUGGAGCGAAUAAUGGACGAGAAGACUGCCUGUGAGUUUAAAAUGCUACUGGGACAUGGGGGCCCAGUUUAUGGGACAAGUUUCAGUCCUGACAGGAACUAUCUGCUGUCCAGUUCGGAGGAUGGCACAGUCAGACUCUGGAGUCUGCAAACCUUCACCUGUCUCGUGGGCUACAAAGGACAUAACUAUCCAGUGUGGGAUACGCAGUUUUCUCCGUAUGGCUACUACUUCAUUUCAGGGGGCCAUGAUCGGGUGGCACGGCUUUGGGUGACUGACCAUUAUCAACCGCUGCGAAUAUUCUCUGGUCACCUCUCUGAUGUCACCUGCACAAGAUUUCAUCCCAAUUCAAAUUAUGUAGUGACAGGAUCUGCAGACAGGACCAUCCGACUGUGGGACGUUCUAAAUGGCAACUGUGUUCGAAUCCUCACUGGACACAAGGGACCGAUCCACUCAUUGGUGUUCUCUCCAAAUGGUAGAUAUUUGGCCUCUGGAGCUACAGAUGGCCGGAUUCUACUGUGGGAUAUCGGGCACGGGUUACUUGUAGGCGAGUUAAAAGGUCACACCGACACCAUCUACGCACUGAAGUUCAGCCGCGAUGGGGAGAUUCUAGCCUCAGGUUCUAUGGAUAAUACAGUGAAAAUGUGGGACACUGUCAAAGCAUUUGAGGACCUGGAGACAGAUGAUUUCAGCACUGCCACUGGGCAUAUUAACUUGCCUGACAACUCGCAGGAGCUGUUACUUGGCUCCUACAUGACCAAAUCCACCCCAGUCAUUGGCCUGCACUUUACUCGCCGUAACUUACUACUGGCUGCAGGGGCAUAUAACCCACAGUGAUUGGCAAAACCCCACCUCUAGUUCAACUUUUCCCAUCCUCGUUCCUAAAUUGGAUAGAGGAUGUAGAUAUUUUCACAGUAUCUGUGAAAUUCUCAUUUUGUGUUCCCUUCCCACCCAAAAUCUUGACACCCCAUCGUCAUUUACGACAUAUUGUCGUGCAGGGAUGUUUUGCAUUACAUUGAACGGUGUUUUUUUUUAAAAGUCUGAAUGAAGUUUACAAUAAAAUACUGAAAUCUAUUAUUGCUUAUCUGCAGAAGGGGGAAGAGAAAGGCUCUCCUUCCUAUAUUGUAGGGUCUCCAGCUCAGGCUAUGUUUAAAUAUAGCCCACUCUGCUAGUUGCUGAUAUCUACUGUAAGAUUCUGAUGUUCUGCAGAAAGCUAACCAGUCAAAUGCUAGAAGAGCAUUGUGCUGGAAUACAACACCAGGUAAACCAGUAUUUCUGAAUCAGCCCAGACUGCUGUAGGUUUACAUAGGUACAGUUGCACUGGUCCAUGUCUUCAUCUCGGUCUCCAAGCUCAUCCUAAAUUCUGCAUCGAUCAACCUUGAGCUCCUUAAGCACCUGGCCAUAUAUUGCUUUAACAUGAUUUAAUAAAAUCCCAGCCUAGCUUUCUAUUAAACACUGAUGCAAAGUUGAAUUUCAGUCACUGGCUAUUUGCAUCAAUUUGAAGUAUUGACCUUGAACAUUAUUACCUUUGCAUCCCUGAAACAGCAAAGCUAUAUUUCAUUAUGGCGAAUAGCUGAAUACUAUUUGUAUUAGCCAAUACUCACUUUUCUAUAGAGCUUCAAGGAAGAAUAAGUGGCCUGCACUGGGAGUUGCUUUUUGUUACAGUGGCAACUAAUGAAACCAAACUUUAUUUAACAAAAACAAAAGUUAAGCUGAAAAUGAAAAAAGGUGUGGAGUGUAACAUACCUAUAAGUUUGUGUUUUUUAAAAAAUAGAGUUACUGACAAGAACAAACAAAAUGUGGUUGAGCAUGGAAUGAGACUAGUCAGCCAUCCAAUUGCUCCAAGAUUCUAGUACCACACAAAACCAUUUCACUUAAAAGUAAACACUGCAACUGUGGAGUCCCACAAGUUUUAUUUGUGAAGGCUGAUAACUUAUAACAUCACUAUGACACGAUUGUAGGCGUUUCAAGCAUUCUCUCAGAUUCCACACAAUGGUCCUUAAACUCCAGUAGCACUGUCUUAUGGAGAAUCUGAAAAUGAAUCAAA
Hemiscyllium ocellatum (epaulette shark) is the source of this 3514-nucleotide messenger RNA. It is a transcript of the gene taf5, whose product is annotated as TAF5 RNA polymerase II, TATA box binding protein (TBP)-associated factor. Gene Ontology annotation, biological process: transcription initiation at RNA polymerase II promoter. The transcript has 10 exons. The record is from RefSeq and is a predicted model, not a curated record. The coding region runs from base 1 to 2304 and encodes 767 amino acids. Gene Ontology annotation, molecular function: protein binding; RNA polymerase II general transcription initiation factor activity. NCBI's taxonomy places the organism in Eukaryota, Metazoa, Chordata, Chondrichthyes, Orectolobiformes, Hemiscylliidae. Gene Ontology annotation, cellular component: transcription factor TFIID complex.